Messenger RNA from Peromyscus eremicus (cactus mouse), 1084 nucleotides. RefSeq names its product fibronectin type III and SPRY domain containing 1 (gene Fsd1). The transcript has 8 exons. NCBI's taxonomy places the organism in Eukaryota, Metazoa, Chordata, Mammalia, Rodentia, Cricetidae. The record is from RefSeq and is a predicted model, not a curated record. Gene Ontology annotation, molecular function: protein binding. The coding region runs from base 142 to 1032 and encodes 296 amino acids.
CUGACCGGGGGCGCGGCGGCGGAGGCGGCGAGGGCGCGGAGGGCUAAUUGGCUGCCGGCUGCGGCCAAGGAGGCUUGAGUGUUUGGAGAACCAGCUGAGGGGGACCCCGCGGCGGGGUCGGGGAGACCCAGGGCUGCAGCUAUGGAGGACCAGAGGGAGGCACUAAGAAAAAUCAUCACCACCCUGGCCGUGAAGAAUGAGGAGACACAGACCUUCAUCUACUCCCUGAAGCAGAUGCUGCUGAACGUAGAGGCAAACUCAGCCAAAGUACAGGAGGACCUGGAAGCCGAGUUCCAGUCCCUCAUGUCGGUCCUGGAGGAGCUGAAGGAAUCCAUGCUAAUGAAGAUCAAGCAGGACAGGGCUAGCCGCACCUAUGAGCUGCAGAACCAGCUAGCCGCAUGCACACGGGCCCUGGAGAGCUCUGAGGAGCUCCUGGAGACAGCCAACCAGACCCUGCAGGCCGCAGACAGCGAGGACUUCCCUCAGGCCGCCAAGCAAAUCAAAGAUGGUGUGACCAUGGCCCCUGCCUUCCGACUGUCGCUGAAAGCCAAGGUCAGUGACAACAUGAGUCACCUCAUGGUGGACUUCGCACAGGAACGCCAAAUGUUACAGACCCUCAAGUUCCUGCCUGUGCCAAGUGCCCCCAUCAUCGACCUGGCCGAGUCCCUGGUGGCCGAUAACUGUGUGACGCUGGUGUGGCGCAUGCCCGAUGAGGACAGCAAGAUUGACCACUACGUGCUGGAGUACCGCAGGACCAAUUUCGAGGGCCCACCCCGCCUCAAGGAGGAUCACCCCUGGAUGGUUGUCGAGGGCAUCCGACACACUGAGCACACCUUGACAGGUCUCAAAUUUGACAUGAAAUACAUGAACUUCCGUGUGAAGGCCUGUAACAAGGCGGUGGCUGGGGAAUUCUCUGAGCCGGUGACCUUAGAGACGCCAGGUGACUGCUUCCUACCCUCCCUGACUCAGUGUCUCCCACCCAUCCUGGUGUCCUGGGAACCCAUCCUUCAUAAGGGUCUUGGAACGGGGUGAUGUGGCCCUUACUGCUCUGGCUGCUGGGGAGCUCACCUUUAGUCUGCAGUGG